AUGAAGCUCAAUCCGACCAAGUGUGCCUUUGUAGUCUCCUCGGGGAAGUUCCUUGGUUUUAUGGUAAAUAACCGUGGGAUUGAAGCUAACCCAGAGAAGAUAAAGGCCGUGCUCGAGAUCGAGGUGCCCAAGACUCUAAAACAGCUUCAGUGCCUCAAUGGCAGGAUUGCAGCCUUGAAUAGGUUCGUGUCAAGAUCAACGGACAAGUGUCUUCCUUUCUUCAAGGUUCUUAGGAAGAAUGGACCAUUCGAAUGGACGGUAGAGUGUGAGCAAGCACUAGAGCAGUUAAAGAACUAUCUCUGCUCGGCACCUCUACUCGCAAAACCAUUGCCAGGAGAGAAGCUCCACUUAUACCUAGCAGUAUCUGAUUGCGCCGUCAGCUCGGCCUUGAUCAAGCAGGAGGGUGCGCGCCAAAGUCCCGUUUAUUACACCAGUAAGGUCAUGACUGAGGUCGAGACCAGAUACCCCCAAAUAGAGAAGCUGGCCCUCGCUUUAGUCACCUCGGCCCGAAGACUAAGGUCGUACUUCCAAGCGCACACUAUUAUAGUACUUACAAACUUACCCCUCAAGAAUAUCUUUCUUAAGCCUGAAACAUCAGGACGUCUGAUGAGGUGGGCAUUGGAAUUAAGCGAGUACGACAUCCAGUUCGGGCCUAGAACCGCGUUAAAAGGGCAAGCAGUGGCGGACUUCAUCGCGGAGCUUACCCCACCGUCCCAGUCAACCGAGUCCGACCUCUCGUGGACGAUCUAUGCUGAUGGAUCUUCCAAUGAGAGGGGGUGCGGGACUUCAAAUAAUGAAGCCGAGUAUGAAGCACUUCUAGCAGGCCUGUGCGUUGCCAGAGGACUAGGGGCCGUGCACAUCAAGGUCUUUAGUGACUCCCAAUUAAUCGUAAAUCAGGUUAAGGAGGAGUACCAAACGAAGGACGCCCGAAUGGAAAAGUACCUCAGCAAGGUCAGAUCGCACCUCGAUCAGUUCAAGACUUACGAGGUGAGUCAAGUUCCAAGAUCUGAAAACUCCAAUGCGGAUGCCUUAGCCAAAUUGGCGUCAGCAUAUGAGACCGACCUGGCYAGAUCGRUCCCGGUYGAGAUCUUGGACAGUCCUUCAAUCUUGGAGCCAGAUGUGAUGGAGGUUGACACUCCAUCACCCUCUUGGAUAGACCCAAUCGUGGAGUUCAUCAAAGGAAGUUCACCGCAAGAACCGAAGGAGCAAAAGAAGAUGGCAUGGAGAGCAGCUCGGUUCACACUCCGUGAAGGAACGUUGUACCAACGUGGCUUCUCCCUGCCUCUGCUUAAGUGUGUUACUCCCGAAGAAGGCCUUUACAUUCUUAGAGAAAUCCAUGAAGGAGUGUGUGGAAACCACUCAGGCGCCAGGUCGUUGUCAGAUAAGGUGGUUCGACAGGGGUACUAUUGGCCCACUGUGGAGCAGGAUGAAAAGCAAUUUGUGAAAGCUUGUGACAACUGCCAGCAUUUCGCAAACAUUAUCCAUCAACCUCUCAAACUGCUCACCUCCAUCUCGGCCCUAUGGCCAUUUGCGCAAUGGGGGGUAGACAUCAUAGGUCCUUUUCCCCUGGGCAAAGGACAAACAAAGUUCGCCGUUGUCGCUGUGGACUACUUCACUAAGUGGGCCGAAGCCGAGGCACUAUCCCACAUCACAGAGUCCAGAGUCACAUCUUUCAUAUGGGCAAACAUUUUAUGCUGCUUUGGUAUACCCAAUGCUAUUGUGACGGACAACGGAAAGCAGUUUGACAAUGCAAAGUUCAGGGACUUUUGCAGAAAACUGGGCAUAAGCCACCUCAGAAAUUCGGUCCUCUAA
Molecule: messenger RNA, 1812 nt
Organism: Momordica charantia (bitter melon)
Lineage: Eukaryota; Viridiplantae; Streptophyta; Magnoliopsida; Cucurbitales; Cucurbitaceae
Source: RefSeq, a predicted model, not a curated record